Molecule: messenger RNA, 6260 nt
Organism: Cuscuta europaea
Lineage: Eukaryota; Viridiplantae; Streptophyta; Magnoliopsida; Solanales; Convolvulaceae
Source: the annotation of a GenBank genome assembly
UACAUUCACCUCAAGGAGUGGGGGACUUGAAGAGCGGGGGACUUAGCGCCUCAAAUUUUUUCACGAAGUUUACUCACCAGACGACGACAGAUCAGCACACAUAUCUACUCCCUUUCGCCUCGAGUACUCUCGACUCAGGGAGUGGGGGACUCCUGAUAGAGUAUAUAGUCUCGGACCCCCGGGUCUCACUACUAUUGGGCCUAGAUAGCGGUCCACACACGCUUAUCAAAUGUCUUUUGUAUUAUUGUACUAUUCAUAUACCAUCUGUAUGUACUAUAUUAAUCUUUUAUGUAGUUGGGCUUAUCGGGCCCAUAUUAGCGACCCGACCCAUUAUUUCUCUAUUUAUACUCCUUUUGGAGCUUGUAACUCUAGAACACAACUCAUUCAUACAUUACUAUUCAUCAUCCUCUCUCUACUCCAUAGCUCAAAUCUCUCCUAAUUAUAUAUGUUUGGAUCCUAAUAAUCCAUCACAUACAUACAUACAUCCACUUAUCCCCACACUUGAAACAAAAACCCUUCCCGGUUCUUUCUUGCAACACAGUUUGUGUCAGCCUCUGUCCAUUUCUCCAGGAGUUAUUGAACCCUGGUUGUUCUCCUGCUUCGUAGUCUGUCACAACCUUGGAAGCAGUUGGGUUAUUAGAAUAGGUUCUCCCUAGUGCUCUCCCCCCAGUGCAAGGAUUUAGUCAGAGUUCCUUCUUUCUCCUACCAACCUCUCUUAUCCUCUUCUGUAUGUUUAGCUGUCCUUACUGCAGCAUUUUUGUCUUCGAGUAACAGUGCAUGGUCCAUCAUCUCCGGUAAGGAUCUCGUAGGAUACAAUUUCAGCUCAGCUCUCACUUCCUCCCUCGAUCCAUUCAUGAAGACCCCUUUCAGCAUCUCAGUGUCUGUAUUCUCUUGGCUCCUUAAGGAUUUUGCACCAAGUCCGGUUGAAAUCUUCGAAUAAGUGCUUCCUGAAAAGUUUCCCAGUUCCUAUUAUAAGUUUGGCCCUCCCACCAUUGGAACCAGUUGAGGGCCUUAUCCUCAUCAGGUAUGUCAUUCAAUCUAAAAAAUCUUUCCACUCAUACUAGCCAGCCAUAAGCGCUGUUCCCAUUGAACAUCGGAAGAUCUAUCUUUCUCCCGUUUCGAUGGUGAACUCUGGUCUUCGAAGUUUCAUGGGUAGCAGAAGAUACUUGGGAUGAUCGCGACUCAUCGCGAGUGCGAGAGGUGCUGUGAUUUUCAUCUGGAGUUCGUCGUCGGAAUUUCAGGAACGUCCUCUGGGUCGACCGUGGUUCUGCUGCUGCCUGCAUGUUGUAUAUCCUCUCGUCCAUCUUUUUACUUCGAUCGAUACACAAUUUAGUGUUCAAACCAAAAAACUUAUGAUUCAAUGAAAAACAUUUUUUACUAGGUCGGUAAUCUUUUUCAAUCAAAUCGGGUAGCUGGGAUCUCAAAUCCCAAUUAUCUAUUUUCACACGCAAUACCUUUUUUAAACGUUUCUACAUUGAUCUAUAGUAAAAGCAAACAGUGUCUCACAUGCAUAUCCACACGCAAGAUAUUUUCAGAAUCCUUCCCCUUUUAGAUUAAGAUAGACUACACCUUUUAAUUAGGCAACAACAUUUUUAGAAAGUCAACUUUAUUUUCUAUUGAGACUCACUUUAUUAAAAAAAAAUAAAUAGAAACAUCUAAAUUAGCCUUACUAAAAACUAAAAAGCCAACACCGGAGGGCAGAAGCGUGAAGAAGACUAGAUGCUUUCACACUCCACCACCACCCCCGCCCAAGCCUUAAUUCUUGCUUCCUCUCUACUGGUGUAGACAGGAACAAUCACCGAAUUUAACACCGGCCACAACCCUACCAGACAGAAGGUAAUUAAGGAUACAAUAGGGACCGAUUCCCAUGAGUAGGGAUGCGAUUAUGAAAGUUUCAGCUGCCUAUCAAACCUAGAUUGCAGGGACAAUUCGAUCGAUUCUGAACUUUCCGGCGGUGGUGAAUGCCGACCGGUGUGACUGCGUGAGGGGCAGCAGGGCCUUUAGUGGACUCAUCUUCUCCACCGUCUUCUUCGGUAGAAUUAAUUAUCCAUCGUGUUGGCUUGCCUUCUAUAAAUUUAAUUUCCACCAUGUUGCUUGUUGUUAAUAUAUUGUUGGCCCAAACUAUUUUUGUACACUAUACCCAUUUAUCUGUCUGGCCUGUCAAUAUUUGCCUCUCCCGUUAGAAUUUGAAUUCAGCUCAUUAUUGAGCUAUUGAUGAGUUGUGUGUGCAGUGUAUUAUUUGAGUGUUCUUGUGACCCCCUUCUAAUAAGGUCAAAUUCUUCCAUGUUAUAUACCCUCGCUGCACCCUUGUUUGUUCAGUGCAUGAAACACACACCAGAGACUGGCUGAGUGAGAGUUCUUGAGAGGUCCCCUUCUCCUUCUUGGUGAGGUUGAGAGUGUAACUGUUAGCUCCCUUAGCCUAGGUGUGCACAAGAGACAAUCGAAAAACCGAGCUCCGGACUGCCUGAGCCGGAAUAAGUCGACGGAAUCGAUUUUGCCGGAUUCCGCCAUCUGGAACGCUCUGCCGCCGUACGCCGCCGUCCGCUGCCGUAUGCCAGGCUGGAGCUCGCUGCAGGUCCCUGAAGUUGCCUGGUCGUUCGCACGAGCUCACUGGUCUUCCACCGUGGUCCCUGCUUGUUGAAAUCGAGCUCACCGGAAGCUGAAGCCUCCACCCCUGGAAGUUCAGCCGUCUCCUGGAAGCUCGCCGCCGCAGGGAGUUGCUCACCGAUUUGUUCGUCGCUGGAGCAGCCUACCGUCGUCAUUGCAGGCUACCGUUGCCGCAAAGCUGGAUCUGGUUGUUGGCCUGGACCUGCGCAAAUCGCUAGACGUUGCCAAACUCAUCGGAAGUUGAAGCCCCGCCAUUGCUCUCCGGAAUUCGACGCUGGAGCCGCGGGUCAUCAAUUGCGAAGGUCACCUGCGAUUUUUCUGGUUCGCAGAAAGGCUGUAGCCGCAGGGACGAAGAGUACUGCUUCCCUGUUUCUUGCUGAAGAAGAAGACUUGACCUGCGUAAAUAGCUGGAGCGAAGCUUGACAUACGAGCUGGGCUGGACCUGGAGGCUUGACACACCUUGACGGGUUGCUGGAACUGGGCUAUUGGGUGGCUUGGCUGCUCAAUUGCUGGAGUUGGCAGGAAGCUUUGGACUGGACCUACAAGCAGGAGCUGGACCUGGAGCUCCUGGAUCUGCUGGAAGAGCUGCUGGACCUGGAGAGCAUCUGGACCUGGUCUGGUAUUUUUUGGAGUGUUGGAGCUGCUGGGUUGCUGUUGGACUACUGGGCUGAAGCUACUGUUGGGCUGCUGGAGCAGCUGGACCGCUGGUCAACGCUGGUCAACUGCUGGUCAACGCAGGUCAAAGUCAGUCAACAGUCUGAAAAUCCCAUAUUUUUUAAAAUUUGGGUAGGUAAGGUCGAAACCCUCUCCUAGGGUUUCGCUAAGGUAAAUUGGGGAUAAACACCCUAGGUGCACCGGGUGGCUCCGGAUUUAAUUUAUUCCCCCUUCCCGCGGGCCGCCGAUAGAUUGUAUCUCGGCCGCCAACCCCCCAGGUGCGUUUGCUAAACCCUCUCCUUUGUGGCAGACUAUUUGAUUUGAUUAAAUUGAAUUGCUAAGUGUUGUUAAUUUCAAUUCUUGUGCGUAGGGGUGGUUUAUUGUGUAGAAAUCAUGUUUUAGGUUUAUUACUGCUUUUUAAAUUGAUUGAAUUGUUGUGUUGUUUGUGCUGAAAAUUUAUUAUUUAUUUGUGCUUAUACGGAAGAACAAGGGGUUUGAAAUUUGAGUUUGGUGCUCAUUAAUACUCUCCGUGUGUUCAUGCUAGUUGCUUCGUAUAUUUGUAGCCUAAAAAAUAUUUAAAUUGUUUUUCAGCAAAAUUUACAUUUUCUUUUGUUGUUUGUUUUUCUUUGUGAAAAUGUCUGCUUAUAGUCAGUAUGGUAUGGCUCCAUUUAAUGGAAAAUCUGAUUUUAUCAUUUGGAAGCAAAAAAUUAAAUGUAUUUUAAUCCAACAAAAAUGUUUUAAAGCAGUUGGCGAAACUUAUUUGAUUUCUGACACAGAAGAUAAAAGGGCUGAAAUGAAUGAAAAUGCUUGUUCUGUGAUUUAUUUGAACUUAUCUGAUUCUGUGAUUAGAAAAGUUGGAAUUUUAGAGAGUGCUAAAAUUCUGUGGAAUAAAUUAGAUGAACUGUAUACUGAAACCUCUCUGCCUAGUCGGAUGUUUUUACUUGAGAAGUUCUUCCAAUUUAGACUAGAUAUGUCUAAGGAUAUUGAGGAAAAUCUAGAUGAUUAUUCCCCUAUUGCUCUUUUAAAUGCUAUUCCUGAUUCCUUUGGUGAUGUGAAAUCUGCUAUUAAGUAUGGUAGAGAUAAUGUGACUCUUGACAUUGUGGUUAAUGGUCUUAAGAGUAAGGAAUUAGAUUUAAAACAGAUGGGUGAGGGUAGAAAAUUCGAGGAGGUUAUGCAUGUGAGGGGUAGAGAAAAUAAUAGACGACAUAGAUCUAAGUCUAGGUCUAAUUCGAGACGUUGCUAUUAUUGUCAUGAAUCUGGUCAUUUCAUAAGAGACUGUCUUAAAUCUAGGGAAAAUAAGCACAACGAGCAUGCUAAUUUGACUACUUGUGAAGAUAAUUUAGGUGAUGUUUUUAUGAUGAGAAAUCUAUGUGAUUAUGACUAUUUGAGUUCUCUUAUAUCUGAUUCUUUGGAAAAAUCAGAUUGGGUGGUAGAUUCUGGUUGUGCUUUUCAUAUGUUCCCUUUGAAAAAUGUUUUUUCAGGGGCAUUUUUUACCAAACACAAAAAAGUCUUAUUUUAGGAAUUUUCAAACUUCUACUCCUAUUUGUGAUUUUUAGCCAUGUUUUACUCCUAUUUAGAUAAUUCACUCUAUAUAUAAAGGGGUUGAGAUCCGGUAAAAACACCUUAAAUGAGAAAUAGGAAGGGAUCCUCUACGCAGAUUGGGCGUACAUUGGAUGGAAUCGUAUGACAAUAAUGAAAAGAUUUUGGGUGAUACAGUGCGCUAAAUCUUAAAUUUUUUCCCUGGAAUAGUCUCACCUUAAGAAAUGCAUUAUUAUAGAGGGUAUAAGAGUCUUUCUGAUUUCUUACCAAAAUUAAAAUAAAAUGAUUACUAUGCGAUAAUCGCUAUUGCACCGAUAAUCGCGCUCCCAUUAAUUUUAACCGGCUAAAGUAGGAAAGCGCAGAGUUUUUCAUUACUCUCAUCACUUUCCAAGAACGAAGUGCAGAAGGGGAGUCCGAAAAAGGAAUCACAGGGUAAAAAAAUGGCAUCGGUUCAAGAAGAAAAUAAAUUUUCAAUGAAACUAUAUCAGUGUUAUGUAUUACAUUGUAAUACAGUGUUCAGUGAAAUUGUAGAUUUUCCACUAAACAAUAUUAUCACUGUGUCAGAAACUAGAAAAAGACUAAUUCUAGACAAAGCUUCGCCAGAAACUAGAAAUGGACUAGUUCCAGGUGUGAUUGUGAUAAUUUUACUAGUACAGUACAAUUACAAUAAUUGUACCGAUAUAGAUUUUAGACUUGCCACUGCGCAAUACUCUCACCGUGCCAAAAAUUAGAAAAGGACUAGUUCUAGACAAAACUUUUGCGAGAAACUAGAAAUGGACUAGUUUAGACGAGUUUGUGAUUAUUUUAACAGUAUAGUGCAAUCAUAAUAUAUGUACCGAUAAAAAUUUUAGACUUGCUAUAAAGUAAUAUUGUCAUCGUGCCAUAAACUACAAAAAGACCAGUUGUAGACAUUUUUUUUUUGCCAGAAACUAGAAAUGGACUAGGUCUAGGCGAGCUUGUGAUAAUAUUAAGAGUAUAGUCCAAUUAUAGUGCAUGUUUUCUCUAUGGAAUAAUUAUAAUACAUAUUAAGAAUUGAAUUAUAUUAUAGUGUUAUUUGAGAAUAAAUAAUGAUAACUAAAUUAAAUUGUUCAACUAUUAAGAUGAGUUACAUUUUAAUACUCCCUCGGUAUUUUUUUGUUUGCUACAAUAGGUGUUGGCACAUUUUUAAGAGUGAAAUAGUAGAGGUAAUGAAUAGUAUAGAAAAAGUAGGAGAGAUGUGGAAAAAUAUGAAAGUGAAGAUAAAAAGUAGAAAAGUAAGAGUAGUUGAAUAUUUUUAAAGGAAAAACUUACCAAAGAGAGAAAGUGUAUCAAUUUUUUUAAUACAUCCAAAAAAGGAAAGUUUAGCAAACAAAAAAUAUGGAGGGAGUAUAAAGUUCUACUAAAUAUUCAGAUAGACAUAAUAAAAUCAGUAAAAAAAUGUAGAAUUUCUAACCUCAAUUAGAAGAACACGAAAAUAUAGA